Molecule: messenger RNA, 717 nt
Organism: Lathyrus oleraceus (garden pea)
Lineage: Eukaryota; Viridiplantae; Streptophyta; Magnoliopsida; Fabales; Fabaceae
Exons: 1
Coding region: 1-717 (238 amino acids)
Source: RefSeq, a predicted model, not a curated record
AUGGCUACUGAGAAAAUUAUCGGUACUACUGCGGCCGCUGCUGUCUCUGACAAACCAUUCAAGUUUGAGGGUUUUCACUUCAAACAUUGGCAAGUUAAGAUGAAAAUUUUCUUAACUUUAAAGAAGGCUGCCCACGUUCUGACUAAGGAUAUCCCUGUUGCUAAUUCUGGAUCACCUGAACAAACUAAUGGUAAGAACUCUACAAAUUCAGAUGGAACUCCUAAAACUGAUGAAUCUGCGAGUAAUCUACAGCUCAGGAAAGAAACCGACUUAUGGCAUGAGAGUGAUUAUCUCUGUAAAAAUCUCAUUUUGAAUAGUCUUGCUGACGAUAUGUACGAUUACUAUAGUAAUUGUAAGACUGCUAAACAGGUAUGGGAAGCUCUGCAGAAGAAGUAUGAUACUGAAGAAGCAUGUGCAAAGAAAUAUGUUGUCAGCCGCUACUUAAACUAUAAGAUGGUGGAUGAAAGGUCUGUGGAAGCUCAAAGCCACGAAAUUCAAAAAAUUGCUCAUGAAAUCAUAACUAAAGGUAUGCCACUCGAGGAACAAUUUCAAGUUGCUGUUAUAAUUGACAAAUUGCCCCCUGGUUGGAAAGAUUUCAAAAAUUUGCUUCAGCACAAAACAAAAGAGUUUUCAAUCGAGAGUCUGAUCACUCGCCUCCGAAUUGAAGAGGAAUCUAGGAGACAAGAUCAUAAAGAUGAAGUCUUAGUUUUUUUCUAA